Messenger RNA from Coniosporium apollinis CBS 100218, 3960 nucleotides. RefSeq lists its product as uncharacterized. Gene Ontology annotation, molecular function: ATP binding; ATP hydrolysis activity; ABC-type transporter activity. Lineage: Eukaryota; Fungi; Ascomycota; Dothideomycetes. The coding region runs from base 1 to 3960 and encodes 1319 amino acids. Gene Ontology annotation, biological process: transmembrane transport. The record is from RefSeq and is a predicted model, not a curated record. Gene Ontology annotation, cellular component: membrane. The transcript has 8 exons.
AUGGAUGUCACUCCUUCAAUAUCAUCUUCUCAAGAGCGUGGACUGAAACAUGCAGCGGGUCCAGGGUUGAGGAUGGUCGAUUCCACCCACAAAGACCAAGAGAUUGUUAGCGAGAAGGACUCCGUUCGCUCCACCGCUCCUCGGAAGGACGGGUCGGGAGAUGUCACAAUCCAUCUUCCCGAGAAACCCGAGCAUGACGGCGAUGGGCCGGUAAGACAGUUCGAGGACGCGGCAAAGGAGACAGCGAAAGCGGACUCAAAGGCUGGAUGGCGGACGUAUAUGAAACUAUGGACCUACGCCACGCCUCUCGACGUCGCACUCCGGCUCUGUGGCCUUUUUGCUGCUUGCGCCGCAGGCGCAACUCUCCCGCUUAUGACGAUCGUCUUCGGGCGGCUUGUGAAUGAGUUCAAUGGCUGGGAGAGGGGCACAAUAAAUCCCGAACGUCUGAGGGAGGCGGUUGAUGAAUAUUCGCUUUGGUUUGUGUGGUUGUUUCUUGUGAAAUUUGGAUGUGUAUACAUCCACACAACUACCUUCACAAUCACGGCAAUCAGGGCCACCAAGGCAAUCCGUCUGAGAUACAUCCGUGCCAUCCUCAGCCAAGACAUCGCAUUUUUCGAAACACGAACCUCUGGUUCCGUGGCAACGAGCAUAUCCAACAAUGUGAACCUCAUCCAGAACGGCCUUUCGGAAAAGGUCGGAAUCGUUUUCCAAGGCCUCGCCAUGCUUGCGGCUUCGUUCGCCGUAGCGUUUUCCCAAUACUGGAAGCUUACGGUGGUCGGCGCAACUACCCUGCCGGCCGCCGUCAUCGCCGUUGGCAUCACCGUUGCCUUGGAUGCACGUGCCGAAGCUAAAAUUCUUGACAUCUACUCAAAAGCUGGGGGGUUGGUUGAAGAAGCCUUGGGCAGCAUCCGCAUUGUAACUGCGUUCGGUGCCAAUGAGAAGUUGCGUAAGAAGUUCGACGCGUACCUGGAAAUCGCUAAGGGGUUCGGGGUGAAGAGGGGCCCGAUAUUAGGGAUCCAAUACAGCGCCGAAUUCUUCAUGAUGUACUGCGCUUACUCAUUGACGUUUUGGUACGGGAUUCGCCUGUUGGUCCGGGGACAUGUCAGUGAUGGCGGCAAGGUUGUUACGGUUCUGUUCGCUAUCAUAAUCGGAACGUCCUCUCUUACGAUGAUUGCUCCUGCGAUGGGUGAGAUCACCAAAGCGGCAGCAGCAUCGAAAGACAUCCUGGACACGAUAGCGAUGGAGACCAAGAUUGAUUUCAAUACUCAAGGAAACAAACCGGAGAGCGUCACGGGCCAUAUCUCCUUGCGCAAUGUAUCCUUCGCUUAUCCGCAGAGACCAACCAUCAAGGUUCUUGACGACGUUGAUAUGCAUUUCGAAGCUGGGAAAAUUACCGCGCUACUUGGGCCUAGUGGUUCAGGUAAGUCGACCAUCGUGGCACUGAUCGAAAAGUUUUACGAAUCCACUUCUGGAUCUGUCACGCUUGAUGGGAAGGAACUUAAGGAACUGAACACCAAGUACCUUAGAAGCCAGGUCGGUAUGGUUCAGCAGGAGACUUUCCUCUUCAACGAUACUAUCUACAACAACGUCGCUCAUGGUCUCUUCGGGACUGCAAAGGACGAAUUCCCGGAAGAAGACAAGCGGAAACUCGUCGAAGAGGCGUGUAUCCACGCUAACGCAGAUUCUUUCAUUCGAAAACUCCCCAACGGCUACGACACCCGAGUGGGCGAACGCGGCUCCGUGCUGAGCGGUGGCCAGAGGCAACGAGUAGCCAUUGCUCGGAGCAUCAUCUCGGACCCAAGGAUCCUUCUCCUCGAUGAAGCCACCUCCGCCCUCGAUCCUAUUGCGGAAAGGGCAGUCCAGGCUGCACUAGAUGAGGUCUCUAAGAAGCGGACCACAAUUGUGAUUGCGCACAAGUUGGCCACUGUCAUGAAAGCCGACAAGAUCAUUGUCAUCGGCUCGGGUAAAGUAGUGGAAGAGGGUAGUCACCAUGCCUUGCUGGCUGCUAACGGUGCUUAUGCUCGGCUUGUCAGAGCUCAAAACCUGCAUUUGGCGUUGGACGAAGAAGAGUCUACAUCUGAUGACAAUGCCAAAGUACAAGAACUCCCACCAGAGAAACUCGAAAGGACUCAGUCAACAGGUUCGACCGCGGUCAUUAGCGCGCAAACCAAGCCGGACGAUCAUUUCCGAAAGAUAUCUCUCGUCAAAUGUGUGGCAUUGGUCCUAAAAGAAAUGAGAUCCGCCCGGUUGUACUUUGUCUGCGGCAUCAUCGCUGCAGUUGCGGGUGGAGGUGUCUUUCCUGCAUCAGCCAUCCUCUUCUCCCGCCUUGUCACUGUGUUCAAGUACGACGGCGCGGAGCUGGAAGAAAGAGGAAGCUUCUGGGCGCUCAUGUUUUUUGUCCUUGCGCUGGGGACUCUGUUUGCGUACGCGUCUCUCGGCUUCUUCUUUACCGUAGCUGGCAUAAUCACCGCUAAAUUCUACCGGAGCGAGUACUUUGACGCCAUGCUCCGUCAGGACAUCGGAUUCUUCGACCUGGAAGGCAAUGCGAGUGGAGCCUUAACCUCACGCCUCUCCACUGACUCCCAGGCCUUGCAGGACCUAGUUUCGGCUAACCUUGGCCUCAUAACCAUUGUGAUCGUCAACAUUUUGGGCUGCUGGACACUGGCCCUGAUCUUAGGCUGGAAGCUAACGCUUGUGGCCAUCUUCGGAUGCCUUCCCGCAUUAUUCUUCGCCGGUUUCAUGAGGAUGAGAAUGGAGAUGCAGAGCCAAGACAAGAUGGCCGCUAGGUACGAAGAGAGUGCACGCUUUGCUUCUGAAGCUGUAGGUGCCAUUCGAACUAUCGCGUCAUUAAAUCUGGAGGCCAAGGUGCUUCGGCUGUAUGGAGAUAGACUUGGUGCUACAGUGAAGAGCUUCUACAGACACGUACUGGUCACGAUGAUCCUUUUUGGCCUCUCGGACAGUCUUGAUCUAGUUGCUAUGGGGUUGGCGUUCUGGUACGGAGGACGGCUGCUGUCGGAAGGGUAUUACAGCGCUGAAAAUUUCUUCGCCAUCUUCGAUGCUAUCGUCUUCGGCGGACAAGCGGCAGGGUUUUUAUUCGGCUUCACACUCAGUAAGUCUAGCACCGUGAACCGUAUCCUGCACCUCCGCUCCCAAAUUCCCACCAUCAACUCCUCCACCGGCGCUCCUCCGCCCCACCCCAAUUCAAGCCCGGCUAUCGAAUUCCGCAACGUGCGAUUCUCUUACCCAACCGCCCCCUCGAUUCCUAUCUUGCGCUCCCUAUGCCUCAAGAUACAUUCCGGCCAAAGCGUUGGCAUCGUUGGCGCCUCAGGCUGCGGCAAAACCACCAUCAUCUCUCUGAUCGAGCGCUUCUAUGAUACUACAUCCGGCGAGAUACUCAUCCACGGCCGUCCGAUACGUGAUCUCGAUAUCUCCGCCUUCCGCGCAACAGUCGGUCUUGUCUCGCAAGAGACCACGCUCUACGAAGGCAGCAUGCGCGACAACGUCCUCUUCGGCAUGCCUUCAACCUUGACACCCGACGAGGAAAUAGUUGUCCGCGCCUGCGAAGACGCAAACAUCCACACCUUCCUCAUGUCCCUGCCGGAAGGCUACGACACGCACGCCGGUACGCGGGGCCUGAGCCUCAGCGGCGGGCAGCGCCAACGCCUCGCCAUCGCCCGCGCUCUAAUCCGCAAUCCUAGUAUCCUGCUAUUGGACGAAGCAACGAGCGCGCUUGAUAGCCAUAGCGAAGCAGUUGUGCAGCAGGCGCUCGCAACGGCUGCGAAGGGGCGGACAACGAUCGCGGUUGCGCAUCGGCUGGCGACGGUCAAGAACGCGAGUUGCAUCUUUGUAGUCGAUGGAGGACGGGUCGUCGAGUAUGGGAACCACAAAGAGCUGUUGGUAAGGAGAGGGUGGUAUUGGAGAAUGUGUGAGGCGCAGGGGCUGGAGGUGGAGGUUUCUUAG